GUGGGUCCUCCUUUAGCUUUGGAAGGUGAAACAGAAGUUAGAAGAGAACCUGCUGACGCAUGCAGAAGGCCAAAGCAGCCCGCAUCUCUGCAUCGUGAAUGGCACAGAAAACAUAGAGAAGUGACAAGCUGGGGGUGUCUUGGCUCAGGACGCCUGGAUUCUCCAAAGACAGCCCUUUUCAGGUUUCUGAUCGAAGCACCCGGGAGCUCCCUCCACUGGCGCUGCGGGAAGCUUUAGCCAAUCCAAUGCACCCUGACAACAAACUGCCCAGCCAUGGCAAGGCAGGCAGCAGCGGUGCCCCGGCCCAGCACCACAACGUGAGCCAAGCACCCACCUGCAGCCUGGGCUCUAAGGGCGUAGGUGUGGGCAGCCAUGGCAGCAAGGCCAGUCAGAUCUCUCCUGGCAACUCUGGACUGAAAACCAGCCAGAACACUGUCCCAAACUUCAGUUCUUUGAAGGGCAAGGUGAAACGGGAACGAAGCAUCUCGGUGGACUCUGGAGAACAGCGAGAAACCAGCACCCCUUCACAGGACGCAGAAUCUAAAGGUGAGGUGGCUCCCCGCAGCAAGAGGCGGUGCGUGCUGGAAAGGAAGCAGCCAUACAGUGGGGACGAAUGGUGCUCUGGACCAGACAGCGAGGAGGACGACAAGCCCAUCAGCAGUGCACACAACUGUAAUGUACCAGAUCCUGCGAUGUCCACGGCCCCACAGCUUGGCCCAGGGUCCAACCCGCUGCCGAACCUGACUGAGACAAGCACUUCCAGCGUGCCCCAUGGUGCUGCCCCCGGCCUGCGCUCAGAUGCUGCAGGAGGCGGAGGCAGUGGGACAGGAAAGCAGCCCUCACAGUUCGUUUACGUCUUUACAACGCACCUUGCUAACACAGCUGCAGAAGCUGUCCUUCAGGGCCGAGCGGACUCCAUUCUGGCCUACCAUCAGCAGAAUGUCCCACGGGCAAAGCUAGACCAGGCACCAGCUCCUAAAGUGCUGGGGAUUGCUGAGCCACUUCCGAUUAACCCUCCUGCUGCCAACACUCCACAGUCCCAGCCACCGGCACCUCAGGCAAGUCAGCCGCAGCCUCCUCCACCGCAGCCUCCGCCCCCACCUCAGCCCAUUGGUCAAACAGCUUUGCCUGCACCCAGCAGCAUCCCCCAGGAAGGGACAAGUGAAGAUGUCCGAAGAGAUCUGACUCCCAAUUCUUUGGGGAACAACAAUAACAGCAACCAGCCCGGAAGCAACCACCCAAACACACCCACCGCAUCUGCUAACACCAUGCAGCCUGGGCAAGUGGACUCCUCCACCACAUCUAGCUCCAGCCUCCUUGGGGAAGGCCCAGGCCCAGGGAUGCCAGGGAAUGGGCAGGCAGGCCUGGGCCCCAGGAACCCCAUGAACUCUGAAGGGCUCUCAAAGGAGCAGCUGGAGCACCGGGAGCGCUCUUUGCAGACCCUGCGGGACAUUGAGCGUCUGCUGCUGCGCAGCGGGGAGGCUGAGUCCUUCAUAAAGUCCAGCCAGAACACAGGAGAGGGUGCGACUGCCCCUCAGCCACAGGCUGCGCCUGCCCAGCCCCCCGUGCCCCCUCCCAGCAUGAAGAAGUAUGAAGAGCCUCUGCAGUCCAUGAUCUCCCAGACCCAGAGCCUUGGUGGGCCCAGCCUGGAACACGAGGUGCCACACCACCCAGGUGCUGACAUGGGGCAGCAGAUGAACAUGAUGAUGCAGCGGCUGAACCAAGACAGCCUGACACCAGAGCAAGUGGCCUGGAGGAAGCUGCAGGAAGAGUACUAUGAGGAAAAGCGGCGGAAAGAGGAGCAGAUCAGCAUCCAUGGACGGUCUAUGCAGGAGAUCAUGAUCCCACAGUCAAUGGGGAGCAUGAUGAUGCGUGGGCCCCCGCCACCCUACCACAGCAAGCCUGGAGAGCAGUGGCCACCAGGGAUGGGCAACCAGCUGCGAGGACCCAUAGAUGUGCAAGACCCUAUGCAGCUGCGUGGAGGGCCACCCUUCCCAGGGCCACGUUUCCCUGGGAAUCAAAUGCAGAGAGUCUCUGGCUUUGGAGGGCCCAUGCAGAGCAUGUCCUUGGAUGCUCUUGGCCCCAUGAACGCCAUGCAGAGGCCAGUCAGGCCCAGCAUGGGAUGGAGCGAUGAUAUGCCUCCUAUGGGAGGCCCUGGGAACUUUCCACAAGGCACCUUGCCCUAUCCAUCAGGGCAAGGGGACCCCGAAAGGUUCAUGAAUCCCCGUGCCAGAGAGGAGAUCCUGCGGCAUCAGCUGAUGGAGAAACGCCCGGUGGCGAUGCAGAGGCCCAUGGGGAUGUCCGGCACCUCGAUGAGCCAGGGCAUGGAAAUGGAGAGGAUGAUACAGGCUCACAGGCAGAUGGACCCAUCCAUGUUUGCUGGGCAGAUAACGGGUGACAGUCUGAGCAGUGCCCCACUGGGAAUGGACUUUGCAGGCACUCGGGGAAUGCUGAGCCCCCCGAUGAGUCAGUCAGGUCUUCGGGACAUGGACGCACCCAUGGGCCCUGGCAACCUCAACAUGAAUAUGAAUGUCAACAUGAACAUGAACAUGAACCUUAACGUCCAGAUGACCCCACAACAGCAGAUGAUGAUGUCGCAGAAGAUGAGGGGCCCUGAUAUGAUGGCCCACCAAGGCAUGAGCCCCGAGGAGCUGGCCAGGGCAAGGGCUCAGAAUGGCAAUGGCAGUGCAAUGCUGGGGGGACCCCAGAAAAUGGUAAUUCCCUCCCAGUUCCCCAACCAAGGACAGCAAGGCUUCUCGAGUGGGCAAGGGCCAUAUCCCAACAUGCCCCAGGAGAUGGGUAGUGGCUCAGACAUGUUCAGCCCUGAGCAGAACACCAUGCCCGUUGGCAGCAUCGGUGGCACCACCAGGCUCAGCCACAUCCCUCUGCCUCCAGCCUCCAAUCCUGCUCCCACGCAGGCCAACAUGCACCCAGCACCUUCUCGGGGACUGGGUCGCCGGCCCUCUGACCUCACCAUCAACAUCAGCCAGAUGAACUCCCCUAGCAUGGGUCACCUCAAGUCUCCCACCCUCAGCCAGGUGCACUCGCCACUGGUCACCUCUCCCUCUGCCAACCUCAAAUCCCCACAGACUCCCUCGCAGAUGGUCAGCAUGCCACCUUCAAACCAGUCUGGACCCCUCAAGUCCCCCCAAGUGAUGAGCUCCUCGCUGAAUGUCCGGUCUCCAACUGGCUCACCAAGCCGCCUGAAGUCCCCUUCUAUGACUGUUCCUUCCCCUGGUUGGGUGCCAUCUCCCAAAGCUACCAUGUCCAGCCCAGGAGUCAACCAUAGCAAGCAGACUCUCAGCAUGAGCUCCUCUACUUCCAUGGGAGGACUGGAUCAGGGUACGCCAGGUUCUCUCUCCUCUGGGCCUCGGAACAGCUCCUCUGCACCAGCCAGUAACACCUCUAGCGCCAUGAAUCCCAACAUGCCUUUUACUUCCUCUCCAGAUCCAUCCCCCUCCCAGAACCCCCUCUCACUGAUGAUGUCCCAGAUGUCCAAGUAUGCUAUGCCCAGCUCCACACCACUUUACCACAAUGCCAUCAAAACCAUUGCCACUUCUGAUGAUGAGCUGUUGCCAGACAGGCCUCUGCUCCCCCCUGGAAGCAUGUCAGGUGUGGCAGGGAAUCAGCCGAAUCAACUGCACUUGAACUCUGUGGGGCCAGGGUCCUCUCAGAGCCCCAUGGGAAUGAACCUGCCUGGUCAGCAACCCCUUUCUCAUGAACCACCACCCACUUCCAUGAUGUCCUCCCCAAACCCUCUGGGCUCCAACAUUCCUAUGCACCCGAGUGCACCAGGGGCAGGUGUGCCCACCCAGAACCCCAUGAUGCUGCCCCCAGGGCCCCAGGACGGCUUGAACCAGCAGUGUGGCCCCGUGCCCAACAGCUCACAGAUGAUUCCUUCCAACCAGCUGGUGUUCCCCCGCAUGCAGCAGCCUCACAACCCCAUGUCGUCUCCUGCCGGAGGCAUGCCCAUAGCCCCCGGUGGGGGAGGUGGCCCUGGCAUGCAGCAGCAUUACCCACCAGGGAUGCCCUUACCGCCUGAGGACCUUCCCUCGCAGCAGCCUGGCCAGAUGCCCCCUCAGCAGCACAUGAUGGGCAAGAACAUCCCACCUCGGAUCAGUGAGCCCUACCCACCUGUGCUUCCAGGGGUGGCAUCGGUGUUGAACGACCCCGAGCUCAGCGAGGUCAUCCGCCCCACGCCCACGGGCAUCCCCGAGUUUGACCUGUCCAGGAUCAUCCCAUCGGAGAAGCCAAGCAGCACCUUGCAGUAUUUCCCCAAGAGUGACAACCAAGCACCCAAAUCACAGCCUUCCAACCUCCACCUCAUGAACCUGCAGAACAUGAUGGCUGACCAGCCCCCAGUGCGGCCAGGUAUGAAUGCCCCCAGCCUCCCUGGGCAGCAGGGUGUGCAGAGGGGACUCACUAUGCCUAUGUGCCAUCCUGGACAAGUGCCCAUGCUGGGCAGGACAGGCAUACCGCCCCAGCAAGGCAUGAUGGGCAACAGCAUGCACCAGGGCAUGAUGUCUCCACAGCAGAGCCUGAUGGCCCAGCAGAAUUUCAUGCUGAUGCAGGCCAAGCAGAGGAGCAUGUCAGUGUCGGGGGAGAUGUAUGCGCAGACAGGACACAUGAUGUCACCUCAGGGCUCUCUCAUGGGGCCCCCGCCUCAGCAGAACCUCAUGGUCACACACCAGAUGAGGCAGAGGAGUGUCUCCCUGGACAGCCAGAUGAGUUACAUCCCCGGGCCUGGGAACAUGGCAAACCUGCCCUUCUGACCCCAGCUGGUGCUCGGGGGCGGGAGCGGACAGGGCUGCCUGUACAAAUGUUUUUAAACCUUUCUUCGGGGGAGGGUUGGGGGCCAAUGCAGGUGGAGGACACCACAUGGGAUGCUUUUCAUAUCGGAUUCACCUCUACACAGAAAAACAGAUGUGCAGUAAACUUGAUGUGAAUUGGGUUUCUUUCUGCAUUCUUUUUUGGAGAAGGGGAGGGUGGAGGGGCUGGGAGUGGGGCUGUUACUUUGAACCCUGCGUGGUGACCAGGGACAUCCAAACCCUGUGGCAGUUUGUAAAGCUUUCAUUUGUGGUUUCCUCUGUGAAGUGUUUUUCCUUUCCCUUUCCCCCCUCGCUCUCUCUUUUUCUUUUUUAUUUUUUUUUUUAAUUAUUAUUAUUUUUAAGCCACCAAAAUGUGCAAGAGGGUUUUUGGAACUAGCUGUAAAUAGGUCGCUGGGUAAGGCAAAAACUUGUGCUGGUUUUUUAAUUGUUCUGUAUUUCUGUGUUUUAAUAGAAGCCUCAAACCAUGGUUUUUUUAAAGAAAAAAAUCGGAAACAAAAACCAUGCUGAAGGCAACAAUGUACAAGGAUUGAAAGCUUGCACUGGGGGAGGCAGGAGGAUCCCCCAGGGUGCACAGGGCAUGGAGAGAUCCCACUGUGGAGUGAGUGUCAGAGCUGUGCUGUUCCUGUGUCUGAGCAGCUUGCGUGUGCAGGCUGUGUCGCUUCACGCAGAUCUUGGGCCCCUGUAGAGGCUGUGCUGAGUACACAACCAACCACCGAGGACUGCCCAGGAGAUCAGAGCUAUGGCCUCAUGAAGCACUGCUGAAGCUGUCAGUCCUCAUCCAGUGGAGCAGAGGCCACAGCUUCACAGGAUACAGUUCUCACUGUUCUGUGGCAAAACUGCCAUCUCUGGGAUGGGAAGGAUGCCAGCCCUUUGGCUGGAGCAGCAGCGGGGACCUAGGCUUUGCAGAUGAUAAUGUGCUGUACCUGAAGGUCUCAACCAGCUCUGUCAUCUCUAGUCCCUCCUCUUCCUUUCAGGCUGUGUUCCUUAUAGGCAGGGUCAUUUGGUAUGUAGGAACAGAUGGGUGAUGCAUUCUUGUGCUUCCAGGAGAGGUGAUCUGGGAAUCCUGCUCUUCUGUAGCCUUCCUGCACCAGCUCUUUAUCCAUCCAUCCAUCGUCCUCAGCCACUGUGCUGCACCUC
Molecule: messenger RNA, 5966 nt
Organism: Dryobates pubescens (Downy woodpecker)
Lineage: Eukaryota; Metazoa; Chordata; Aves; Piciformes; Picidae
Gene: BCL9L
Product: BCL9 like
Exons: 8
Coding region: 246-4772 (1508 amino acids)
Biological process (GO): canonical Wnt signaling pathway; negative regulation of transforming growth factor beta receptor signaling pathway; positive regulation of transcription by RNA polymerase II
Cellular component (GO): beta-catenin-TCF complex
Molecular function (GO): transcription coactivator activity; beta-catenin binding
Source: RefSeq, a predicted model, not a curated record